AUGAACGUCGUUUCGGCAGCGCCUCCGCUCUCAUCGAAGGUGAUUCCAGGAUGCAGCAACACCCACAGCAACAGUGGACUUCCCACUAUCCUCUCUGACCUCGGCACCUUUGCAUACCAGUCCGCGAGCUACGGCCCGCAGCAGCUGCUUGCGUGCAGCUCUGCUGUGACCAACGCGGGCGAGGUUAUCUUUGUCUAUGACAUGAACAGCAUGCUGCUUACACAGUCGCUCAGCGGACACAGGGCUGCUGUUACAGCGCUGCUGUGGCGUCGGCCCCCGGUGUCGUACUUGCAGACAGGCCUCUUCCUGUGGAGCGGCGACGCAAGCGGCGCACUGAUGUACUGGGAUGUAGGUGAAGGCGUAGCGCUAACAUCGAUCCAGACGCCGUGUCAUGGCCUAGUGCAGUCGCUGACACUUGUCACAGACGACCACCUCCUCGUCGUCACCCAGAAGGGCUCAGGCUACGUGUAUAACUCACACCUCAUCGACAACACCCCUCUUCCACCCGGCAGUUUUCCACUAGAGGCGAAGCAGAGCACCCUACUGGGCAGCACCAGCAGGCCAUCGAUCGUCGCUUUUUCUCGGCUAAGCGACCAACAUUCUUGCGCUGUUGUCCUGGGCGACCGUCUGCGCAUCUUCAAGAGCAUCCAACUCGAGAGCGACGCCGCCCCUCCAGUGGCAAAGGACCUGAUCUACGACAGCAGUGACGGUGCCGCCACAGUCAUCGAUGCCAUUUUCAGUGAUGCGCAGGAGGAGUUGCUGUACUUUGCCACACGCAACACGGUGGGGUGUUACGAUUGGAAGCUGGAGGUGAUGCUGAACGAGUCCUUUCUGUGGAUGCCGGGCGAAGUGGAGUUUCGCCGCAUCUUUCGCUCGUGCGCGAGUGGCGUAGCGGCGCGCGUCGGAUCGUGUAACCAGGAGUCCAUUGCAUCUUCUGCAAGCGAUGCUGCUGCCGCCGCACAGGUGCCCAUCAUGUACUCGUUCGGCUCCGAUCAGCGACUUGCCGCGUGGCACACCACCCGUCACAACCGCUUCACCAGCGUUGCGAUGGAUGUGCGCGGGGUGCGCAUUAACGCUAAGCGGUGCUUCAACGUGGCGCAGUCGGAGCUCGACUCGUCCCGGUUUGCAGUGCUGUUCGAGGAUGGCGCCAUUGCGCACUGGCAGUACAUUCCACGAACUCGUCGAUGGAAGCUGCUGGACUGUUGGCUUGCGCCUCUGGUGCGCCCUGUAGCAUUCUGCCCCGUUGGUGUCUAUCACUGCUGCGUGGCGCUGGAGAGCGGUCAUUUUAUUCUGAUGGACAUCACGCACAGCAUGGCAGUUCGGCGGUUCAACUUGGUUUAUUCCGGCGGAACGCAGAUUGUGCUGCUGUGCGGGUACAAAUGGAGCGACCUCGUCUGGGUCGUGUCGGACCGCGUCCAGCAGUACCGCCACCACCAUCAGGUCUCGCUGAUUGACACCCGCACAGGGGAGGUGGUGCGAGUCCUGCGCAAGCCGUCCUCGGUGCCAGAGCAGACCCGCAUGAAGGAGAUCACGAUGGACACGACAACCACGUACGUCCUGCUGACGUACUGGAACGGCACAUUUGAGGUUUGGACAGCGGCUGACAGUCGACUGGUUCACAUCCACGCCGGUUUGGGUGUUGCAAAUGUGUCGUGGGCACCGCCGUCGAUGCGGCGCUGCUUGAGUGGUGUUCAGGGUACACCGCAGCUACUCGCCGUUUUAUUCUCGGAGGGCACACUGUCGCUGUGGUCGGUUUACAAGGACCGCGUGGUGGUGAGCCGCGACGCUAUUUCCCUCUUUCACCCAAGUGUAGUGGAAGGGUCAGUGCGGUCUGCAGUUGUGGGGGACACUCUUGUAACGUGGGAUAGUCAUGGCAACGGCGUCGUGUUGCGCGCGCAAGGGACGCGGUUGGCGGUGCGGCGCCUACGCGAUGCUCCGCCAAACAGCGGAGCUGCGAUGUGCCUUGGCGGACUGCCACCGCCGUUUCGCGCGACAAGCGCGGCGGAGUUCAUGAGCUUUUCGUCGCCGCUAGCGUGGACGACGUCGGGGUCCUUCGCACACGACGGGGACGACGACAAUGGGGCUGAUUCAACCGGCACGGACGCUGUGGGGCCUUUCUCACCAUCGACCACUGACUUUAGUGCGGCCCGCGCCGUGGCGGUUCUCUUUGAGAGUGGCGUGUUUGCUGUCUGGGACAUUGCGACCGGUGAGUGCCGCGCGCUAUCCUCGGCUGGCAUGGCUGCCGAUGUGCGUGCUUUGUCGCUCUACUGGGCUGGCGAGUCGCUCUGUGUGCUGGGCGCGGACGGCUGCCUCUACGUCCUCGACAUGACCCUGACUGAGAUGAACAGCAGUGUGAGGUACAGGGCGCUGCGGCGCCCCAUGAAGAACGUGGCCUUUCUCCUUCCUGCUCACCGUACUUAUGUGCAGGUGGCCCUGGAGCUUGGCACUCCUCAGUCGGCUGUGGGCGACGGAGCCCAACCUGCUUCGCAUUCCUUGGGCGCUCCCCCCAGUGCGGUCAUGGAGGCGGUGUCAGCCUCCGCGCGUCCCUGCCGUGGUCCAUUUGGGCAGCUCCUCACUGAGGACAUACGGACUUUACAAGAUGAGCUGGAGCUCUACCGCACCACGAUGGUGCCGCGUUAUGUGCUGCUGCAGCUGAGCCUCUGCGGCUCCGCCGCGGUGACCACGGCGCCAGCUUCUCCUCUGGUUUGGCUGAGACGCGCUGCAGUGGUCGCCGGUUUUUUUGGCCAGCCAACGAAGCAGCGGUUUAUGCAGCUUGCUGCCGAUGCGCUGUGCCACUGGUCACCGUCGGCGGUCGUGCGCCGCGAAGUCGGGUGCCGUCCUCUUGGAACCUCCUCCCAUGCCGAUACCACACUGGCCGCCGAAUCAGCAGAUCAGCCUCCUGCGUCACCUGAAAGUGAGUCGCUCAAUGCAGCCUCCUCCAGUGUACCACAGACGUACGCCUGUGCAGAUGCGUAUUCGGAAGCGCUUGCCCCUCCCCACGUUGUGCGGCGCAAUCGUAUCCUCCUUAAUGAGCAGCGCACCGCCGCGCUGCUUUCCAAUACUCACAACCACCGCGCCAGGGAUGACUGUGUGACGCGACUCGCACUUGCACGUGACUGGCUGCGACUCGAACACCGCCAGCAUGCCAUCGAGGUGCUGUUGGAUGCGUCGCCACAGUCCACGAGGUACAACGAGCUGGCCACUCUCAGCAUGUCUGUGGCUGCCUCGACCGCCGUCAAGUCGUCUUCGGUGGACUCAGCAUCCUCAGCGCUCUUUGCCGCCUCCGCGAAGCGUGCAGCGGCAAUGUUGCUGGCCCAGGGCGACAUAGAGGCGGCCGUAGAGAAGCUAGUGCUGGCUGGCGAGUACCGCAGCGCUUGUGUCACUCUCCAGUCAAGAGGUCGGUGGCGCGAUGCUGUGCUCCUCGUCAAGGGAGUGCCUCAAAUGCAGCGGCCCUUGCUGAGGGAGGUGCUGCAGCGCUGGUCGGCGCUCUCCGUGCAGCGCGGCUACCGCCUGCUUAGCGCCGCUCUUCUACUCGCCUGCGGCGGCGCAACAACGAAUGAAACGCCGCCACCUCCACUGGCAGCUCUGUCCCUGCUGAUGGAGUCGGCCCAUUUCACGGAUGUGGCUGGGGUUCUGGCUCUUGUGCUGGCGCAGUAUUACGAAGUCAUUUCCGAGUGGCCCGAGACGGCUGCAGCGAUGUCGUCAUCCAUCUCACUCGCUCACUCUUUGGGCAUCCCCCCAGCGCAGCCGGUGAGUACCAGUGCCAUGAUGGACAACGUGCUGCAUGCCUUGGGUGACUACAGCAGCCUUCUGCAUACAGUCGGGAACUUGGCAGGAGAGGAGGUGGUGCUACGACAGGCUGCAGCGCUGAAGGCGUCAAUACGGCUGGCCGUCAAAGACAACACAGAUGAGGGUGGGGACUAA
Leishmania braziliensis MHOM/BR/75/M2904 is the source of this 3924-nucleotide messenger RNA. RefSeq lists its product as hypothetical. Gene Ontology annotation, molecular function: protein binding. Bases 1 to 3924 code for a protein of 1307 amino acids. NCBI's taxonomy places the organism in Eukaryota, Euglenozoa, Kinetoplastea, Trypanosomatida, Trypanosomatidae. The record is from RefSeq and is a predicted model, not a curated record. The transcript has a single exon. Gene Ontology annotation, cellular component: cytoplasm.